Zingiber officinale is the source of this 360-nucleotide messenger RNA. RefSeq names its product glycine-rich RNA-binding protein 5, mitochondrial-like. Bases 1 to 360 code for a protein of 119 amino acids. The record is from RefSeq and is a predicted model, not a curated record. Lineage: Eukaryota; Viridiplantae; Streptophyta; Magnoliopsida; Zingiberales; Zingiberaceae. The transcript has 2 exons.
AUGGGUGGAAACGAUGACUUUGGGGGCAACUUUGGAGGCUUCGGGGCCUUGAAGGCCUCAUGGAAGGCAGCGAUCACUCCCGUCAAAGGUGGCGGCGGCAAUGGUAGUACUGGUGGCAGCGACAGUAUUGGUGGCAGCGGAAUUGGUGGAAAUGGUGACUUUGAGGGCUUCGAGGCCUUGAAGGGCUCGUGGGAGGCGAUGAUCAUCCAUGCCGGGUAUGGGGGUGGCAAUAGAAUCGGUGGAAACGACAACUUUGGGGCUGAUUUUGGGGCACGCCCUUUCCGCCACUGCUGUCGUUGUCGUCCCCACACCCACCCCUGGCGAUCACCGCCUCCGACAAGAAGGAUCAAGUCAUUGUGA